AUGUCGAGCACAGUUCCUUCACUGUUACUUACUGGAUUCAAACAGGCAAGCCUAUAGUUGUUAUGCCACUGCCGUUUCGUUGUUUUGGAGCUGUCCUUACUAAAAGCUUGUUUAUCAGCCGUGCUGAAUAAAUUUAGACAUACAUUCCAUUAUUAUAAUUUGUUGCACAUUUUCCUUUUCACAGGAAGAAGUAACUUCCAAAGAGACACGCGAAUUGCAACGACGUAAGGUAAUGCUAGCAGUCUGUGGAAUGUGUUUUUAUUAAUAUAGAUACAUUUUAAAUACUCCAUCGUAUUUAGAUAAACGAGUCUGCCCGGCCAAAUUGAAUUGUAAGGUCUUGUUGGCCUAACCUAGAUUGGUUUUAUCGAUAGCGUCAAUGCCGUCGACCCCUUCCCCAACGCGAACUUGGAUCCAGCGCAAGUGACUGUGCAAGCAGUGGUGACGAAUGGCAACCAUCGCUAUCUCCAGCAUCGCAGGGAUUGCCGAACGAAAUCAAGACUGGAAGCCCUUCGCCCUCAGCUGCUUCAGGCGUACAAACAGACGAGUUAAAUGCAGCAAACGGCGUGUCUGCCUCCACCAACGCAUUUCAUGCGGGAGCGGUCAUGGAAGCAAACACCCCAGGUUUCUCCGUCGUCGUUUUGCGGUGUAACCCUCUGACUGAGCUCCAAUACCCCAAGCCUGAGACAGAAGACCCGCCUUGCGAGAAGCGCACUGAAGAUUUUGAAGGCGGUCGCCGUCCGUGUGAGUGAUCACUCAGUGUCUGUACUGUAUUUUUUGACACGGUCUUCAUAAAUCUCACAAUUAGAAACCUUUUUUAAAACCUUAUUAUACUCCUUCCUCGGGUAUUAGCUGUAGAGAUGAUGUGCUUCUCUAUCAAACGAGUAAAAGAGGGUAUAUUUUAGUCCAUGUUUCUUAUAAAGGAUAUUUGAAUUCAUAAGACCAUCGAAAAUCAAUGUGAAAAUGCAUGCUGCUGAAGUAGCCAUUUCUUACCGAGCACGAUUUCUACAUGAGGUUAGAAAGAAGUGUAUAUAAAAGCCGACAUCCUGCCAAGCCCGGAAUAUUAUAGGAUUAUGCCGCAUGAUAAGCAGUAUUACAACCCCACCUAAGUAAUCCAUCCUAAUCGAAAACGCAUUUCAGGAUUUCGACCAACCUUUCAUGAGAUCGGUCACUCACUUUACCAGACUAAUGCACGCUUUUUCACUUCAAGUUUCCUUAUACCCAUAAACUUGUCGCUCCAGGUGUGCGUGUGUAGGCGCUCAAGUGCACAAAGUACUGAUUUCCUUUCUGACGGGCGGAUCCUAUGGUAGUCUUUGAAAAUCUUGGCAUUUUCAGACCUUGGCGGUUGACUGCCAGCUGAAGUUGCCCAUUGAUUGUCCACUAGCGGGGAUCUGCGAUUUGAUUUUGCAGAGGACACUCGUGGUGGAGCUUAUCGUCCACGGUUUACCUCUUCUGCUCUGACUUCUGCCAUUUCUUUGCAAAGAAGACCUUUCAUGGCCUCUUCUCAAUCUAUAUCCUUCUGUCGCCAUUACCCCCUCUUUGAUUGCUAAGGAGUUUGCUCCACACUUUAUUUAAAUGGGCAGAGUGUCUUUCUGUCGCUGUAGCUGCGGCGCCGACCGCCUCAGCGGCGGACUCCUCUUCUUAUUGGAUGCCGUGACGUCAUCUUGUCAGUCUUAUUUUCGUACAUUUUGUUUUAACGGAGGAAAUUGAUUCUUUUAUCUUAUCUCCAGACUCAGCUUCCGUUUCGGCUCCGCAAACUCAUACGUGCGGAUUUUGUGGCGAUUCUUUUACACGAAGCGGCCUACUGAAGCGUCAUAUCGACUGUGUUCACAAAAGUACGUACCUUUUCCUUCACAGACUGACUGUUUCUUCUCAACUUCUAUUUCGGCAUGUAAUGUGUUAGCUUUCGUGCAGCUCUAGUUUAUGCUGCCUUGUUCUGUGGCCGUCCUGCCUGCACUGUGUCCUUGCUUCGAAAUUUCAGCGUCUAUACCAGUCGUUGAAGUAUAUUUCUUCUGUCCUGACAAAGGGGGUGAUGGUAGACCUGAUAAGGAUACUUUUUGUUUGAUGGCACCAGCUUGAGGACCAUUAAUUUUUUAUGUCAUAUCUACCUACUUGCCUCUAGCUCUUGUUAUUUUUCCUGCGAAUAAAGGACACACUUAAGAAGGACAACGUCGGCGAAGGCCGCUCACUUCGGGACUUUUGUUGUUGUACAGCCUCCGCACUGUAUCGACGAUUUCUCCCUCACAGCUAGGUCACACAAAGGCGCGUAGACUUGAGUGUGACAAAACUCCGCUGCAGAGGAAAGUGAGAUCGUGAUGGGUUUUUCGCCGAAUUUGAAAAGGUACCCGAAAGGCUCACGUCAGCGAUCGGUCUUUGCCGAGUUGUCAGCAAUAAGGUCAACAUUCAUAUCGCAAACUCAGUCACCCAGUACAGAGGGCUUACCACAAACUUGUUGGAUAACUUGGUAGUUUUCGAGUGUCACCAAUGUUCGAGGCCUGCUUUGUGGAGGUCUCUUUUACAGCCUAAUAUUUCUGCCGAUGAUGCCUACCCGACUUUACUGCCAUUUUUCGUAGUUGGGGGCGAAAUCAUCUUUGCGGGACUUAGCUCGGGCUGUCUGAGCAGACAACCGUACGGUUCUUCUAAUGAUACAGCCACCGGAUGCCGCCCAUCGCUUCCAAGAGUUUCAUCUGCUGUCCCAUAGACGGAUGACUUAGUAAUAACCGUUGGCCACUGCCUUCCCCGUCGAUUCGGGUCGUAAAACGAGACCGGAUUUCUGUGUUCAGGGCCUCGACGGUACCAGGUUGUCCAAGUUUUCCGAAAUCAAGGCGUCUUGCAUGCAUCAGUUGGGGAUGCGGAUGAGAGAUGAACUUUAAAGCGUUUGCGAACGAAGACAUAAUUCAAGGCAUGGGAGUUGCCAUUUUUGGCAUCUUGCAUUGAUCUGCCAUCAUAAACUUUGCUGUGGGACCUUGUACCGACUAGAUCAGAUUAACCGCUUGGUGGUCAUCUGGAUGCCAAAACAACGGAUGUAGUACAUGUUGAGGACAAAUAGUCGGUUCUGAUCAGCAGAGUCUAGCAUUCUCUCACCAUUGUCUCAUCGAAAGCCAAACCGGAAGUGGCCAAUAAUGUAACUGUCUAAGAAGUCGUUGAGUCCCGUCCGGCCAUUCCAGCCCCCUGCUACAAUCAGCAAAUCAAGGCGAGAGUCUUUCAACAAACUCAUGCAGUUGUGAGUAGGUUUCUUUGUCGCGCUGGUCGGCAGUUGACAUUGGUGCGUACACAAAGACAACGGAAGUGUUCGUUAGGUGACCUUCACUCGCAUGUUAGCCACCAACUUAUUGACUGGUUCCCAUGGAAGUAAUGCGCGGUUCGCUUGUUGCGAUUGGUCAUGGUUGCAUGGUCCCAUUGGUACGGGGUUAUGUGAGAGUUAACUCUCGGAAGCGCCCGAGUCGGGGGUACAGUCUUCGGACAGGUGGAAAACAUCUACGCUUUACUGAUAACCGCAUGACGUCAGACUUUGGGUACCAGGGUCCGGGAACAUCGCACAGUUCAGCAUCCAAUACCAAUAGUACGUCGCCGAUUGAGUAGUCCUGCUUGCACACUAUUCGCCAUCACCAUUGGACCAGGGUUCCGGAGCGCACCGGUUAUCGUGGACGCCGUAGCAUGGUCCGUAAUACUUGAUUCAGAUAUUUCACUAGUGGAGUCCUCAUUUCAUCGAAUGCUUUGAUGUCAACCUGCCAGUUUUACUUCCGCAGCCAUAGCCAAACGUUGGGUCUUAUUUCCCUUACAGACCUGCUAGAAAAUACGUGCGAGUUUUGUGGCAAGGCUUUCGAACGAAGCGGCCUACUGAAGCGGCACGUCGACUGUGUCCACAAAAGUACGUACCUUUUCCGCCAAUAGUUAACAGUUUUUCUAUUUAAUUUGUGUCAAACACCUGUUGUUUGUAUUUUUCGGGGCAGGUCACGCAAAAAGCCAUUGAACAGAAGACUUUCUCGUUUUCAUUUUAGAACUGCGGCCGUUUGCGUGUGAGACCUGUGGCGUGGCAUUUUUCUUGAAAGGAGGUCUGCAAAAACACAUCGACAUAGUCCACAAAAGUACGCCCCAUUUAUUUUAGUGAUUUACCGUUGCUGACAAUUAACGCACCCAAAAACGCACUGUCUGUGCUAGCCUCUGAGACCCUUCAAAUUGUUAUUCUCUGAAUUAUCAUAACGGCCGGUUGGAUGUACCUCAGGCCGUUCUCAAGGCCAAAGUUCGAGCACUUGAUUCACCGCGCAAUCAUCCCCGUAUGCUUACAGGGGAUAUACCCAGAAACGUGCAGAUUGUGUAAAUAGGACCAGACAUCCGUGUAUCCGCCACAAGAGAAGGUCACUCGUCCGUCCUAAUUCUUCCAUGUUGCAAUCUUCAAGGCCCUAAAUAUCACCAGCUACUGCCUACAGGAAUAUAUGUCCUCCGGAGGCCAGGAUCCUGACCAAACGAUCAUGGCCUGCAUUCUAGUUCAUCCGUGCAUAUUUAUAGCAACUCAGGCGGCAUGUCACCGACCCCGUCAAAUAAAUGGUUUUUAUGCUGCUUGAUUUACCGUGCUGCUUUCAUUGUUAUUUCAGCUCUUCGUCCUUUUGCGUGCGAGAUUUGUGGCAGGAACUUCGCGGAGAUGAGGCGCCUGAGGAAUCACAUCAAUCAUAUUCACAAGAGUACGUUUCUGCUGUUGUUCAGCUUAUUCUGAAUCGCCACUUUUGUGCUAGUCUCUGAAGACCUUACACGUUUUGCUCUGCGCUCAAUGAGGCAUUUUUGGUCUGAUUUUCCAAUAGCAGGAUUCACCCGCGCCUAUGGGUAGGGAGACGACAUUUACUGGUGUUGCUAAUAACAAAGGUUAUGAGGGAUGAAGAGUCUUCGGGCAAGGAAGCAUCAAAUGUACCGAACGUGGAUUUUCUGGAGAUGGCCUUACCGAGACAAGUAUUUCCUCCAUGACUGGACAACAGACCUCAGCUGCCGCGCCUACCAGAGGACGGCGCGCUAAGGCCAAGUAGAGCCUACUGUGAGACGCAAUCUAUGCGACCGCCGUAGAGACUCUUGGAUCACCGUGGAGACGAUUUGGGGACUGGUCCGACUUGUGGAUUCGAUGUCUACUGCCCAAGGGGUCAGUUGAACCCUCAGAACAAAAAGCCACCAUCAGGAGAAAGUCCAGGUGUUAGCGGAUUUAAAAGAACUGAAAGAUUUUCUUGCGGCAGUUUGUUGUCGCGUAUGCCCAGGUCUGCUGUCAGAAAUCUGUGAUGUUGCACGCCCUUAUUGAAGACUGUCGGAGCAACUUUGACGGCAGAUUUUCAGAAUGCAGGAAUGCGAUCAAAAGAAAGAUUCUAAAGGUAAGCAGUCACCAAGAAAGUAGGCUCACCUGAGCCCCGGAUUCGACUGGGAUGGGUGUCGUCGUCACUAUAUAGAAACAAGGUCAACUUCGGCUGGGCAGCCACGCCGUCAGACGAGUGUCCGCCGUUUAGACUAUUGCGUGAUCAGGACAUGAGCUACGCAACCAACGUCCAACCCCCUCUGGCAUGCUUUCAUUGGCAAAGCGCAUUCAGAGUUACCGUAUGAAGACGACAACUUGAGAAACACCCUGUCGCAGGCCCGUAAUCGAACUCCCGCUGCGAUUUACGGCCUACCAUGGGUCACCACGAGAGGACGUUAGACGCAGCGAAGUCUAGGCCUCACACGCCGCUCCUGACUUUCACUCCAACGGACCCGCAAUUUGUUUUGACUUUCCUCCGUAGGCCGCACCACCUGUCUGAAUUCUAGCUUGACCAUCCGCUCUGCCCAACAGUAACCCCCAAAUAAAACUGUCCAGCGUAAAACAGUUGCUGCUGCGUUCAAGUCGUGAACGCAAACUGGCGGUGAAAUCCAGCGUCGCUUGCAGCAAAGUGCUGGGCGUUAGUGUGCCUAUGUCGCAGAUCGCAUUUUGCGGCGAUGCCUUUUACUCCUGUCCGGCUGCUGAUCGGCUUGCAUCGUAAUGGCAUAGAUGUUGAGAUUUUUGGGCCAGCAGUUUCGCUACACCCGUGGUUGAAGUCUAGUUAGGUAAAGCUGUUUUUGUUUGUCAGGAUGAUGUUUGGAUGACUUAACGUAGACGCCAAUUCCAUUAGUCAAAUGCAAGGUUAUCCCAGGAGAAGUUAUUUCAGUCUUUUGUCAUUUUAUGUUGUAGAGCUGCGAGAGUUUUCGUGUGAGAUUUGCGGCAAAGCCUUUACACAGAAAGCAAGCAAGAAUAAGCACAUUGACACUAUCCACAAAGGUGCGUUUCUUCUCCUCCCCGAGGACCUGCAGGUUCAUUUAUGUAACGAGUUUGAUUUGAAUGUCGUUUCGGCUUCCGCCUGACGGGCUUGUUUUUCUGCUUAUUUGCGAUGAUCACUUUGCCUCUGGAAAUUUAAUCGACUGAACUGCCUGAUGCCCUCUCACCCUCCAUGCUUAUGCGCCGUAGGUUGUCUUCUUCCUACUGUAUCUCCCCAUUCAGUGCCAGCCUUAGAAGGGGCAGCGUCUGUCUUCAGUUCACGCAUGUCGCUCGCUACCCCUUACGCAGGGACGGUCCUACAUUAGUUCGUAGGACGUAAGUUAUGACUAUCCUAAAAGCGCAGUGGUGAAUCGCGCGUGAAUUGAUCUUUAGUGUGGUCGGCUUGCGCAGCAUUUGCCUCGCCGUUUUCACCCACGCCAGCAGCUUUGUAAUGGGAUGACAAGUGAGAGCGACUGGACGCGGACGCGAAGACUGGCGAGUCCUAAGCCGCAUCUACACGUGCUGGCCCUUACUCCGUGCGACAGAAUCUUCGAUGGGGGAAUUUCGACCAUCAUGCAACUGUCAGAUGCCCUAAUGACCUCAUUUUGAGUGAGCCAUUGCGGCAUCACUGGGUUCGGGGGGCGGGGGAGUUAACUUACUUCGUCAGUCGACACCCAAAGACUAGUAGCUGGUCGUGAGCUCCCUAAACCGCGUUUGGUAAUUUAUGUGGGGGAGUGGAGAAUUAUAUAGUAGGUAUCCGUUAAAUAGAGUACAGUAGUCUCUCGCCAUAUCGUGCUUCGCCAUUCGUGACUUCACUCAAUCGCGGGUUUUAUAUACAAGCAUAAUUAAAAAUUAUCACAUAUUUUUUGUUGGUUCGCUGACCUAUGUGGACAGUGGGCGUUUUUAUUUCUGGCGCAUGCUUCCUCAACUAGUUUGCCUAAUUGGCACCUUACCCUGGCUACGAUUGACCGAAGGCUAAGAAGCUACUCCACUACAGUAUGCGGUUAAGUAUCCUGGGCGCUGAUUGGCUCGGCGAAGGAGAACAUUAUUAACUUCCGCUUUGCGUUAGCCAGCAUCUUCCCUCACUCAUUAAACAAAAACCUGCUAUGCUGCGCAACGUUUUAACUUUUGUGCGUAUCUUUCAUUUUUUCCUGCGCUGUCAAGCCCUUCGUUGUGCCACGAACGCUAUCUACUUUAUCUACUUUGUUUAAAACAUAUUGAAUAAACCUCAAUUAUAUUGGAUUUCUAUACUUCUACAUAGUAUAUAAAUAGUGCAUUUGCGUGUAUAUUUCAAAUUAAACUUACCUUGUCACGUAUUAGAACAUAGAGGGCUUAUGCUUCCUAACCGCUUGAGAAACGUGGGUUUAUAAGGGCUUCAAAUGAGUAAAAAUUACCAAAAAAGUAUGUAGUCUUCAAUUUGCGGAUUUUAACUUUUCGCGGGGGGUCUGGAGCGCAAUCACCGCAACCAGAAGGCAUCCCUGCAAUCCAGAUAAAAGCAGUUGGCGAUAAGACCGGCUGGAGUGAUUGGCGAAGGCUCCAUCUAACGGGUGUCGCACGCAUGCGUGCUCGCGACUUUGUGUUAACGUACGACACGCCAUGUACGCGAAUCGCUCAGGGCAGCCGUAUUACGGCAUGAUUUUCCAUAGUCCAUCGCGAUUCCUCCACGAAAGUCUGCAUCUCCUGGCACUUCACUUGUAUUUGGCGUCUGAACUGUUGCCUGGAUCAGGCGCGCUACAGGGCCUCUCCCAUCGUCCUGCCCAAUCCGUUACCUGGUAAUUCGAAAGGGUACAUGGAACUGUCUAUCUUCCGAUGCGACAGCUGUCGCGGACCUCGAUGUCCACCAUGUGCCCCACCGAGUGAUCCCAAUUUCAGGUACUUGGCUCUGAUUGCAAGGCAAUGUCAAGACUGGUUUCUGGGGCCGUGGUUGAUAGUGUGCCAAUGCUUGUCACACACGACUCGGUUCCCAUUGCAUGUGCCAGCGUUCUGUAGUGGGGGCUCGUGUUUCACACGCGUGAGAGUAUCAUAAGGACUACAUUAAGUAGCCAUUGCAGUCAGAAUUUUCCGUCCCUCAGUGAAUCGAGUUAUCCUCUUAGUUGGCAGCCUUCCGAGCCACGACUCUCUACGCGUUGUGAUAGAUUGAAUCUAGUUUAGCUGAAGUAUGCGCUGAAGUGCCGUGAGGAUCGAUUCCCCAGUGUCGGCCUCUGCGACUGCCCCAGCCCCUCAACCGGCUGGUGAUGCCCUUGGACACAUUUGCGUAGAGACCUGUAUUUACUCGCGCCACUCCCCUCCCCCAUGUCCAUUUGUGCCUGCGCGGUUUAUUCGCCAGCAGGUUAACGCAUGCCGUGUGCCAGUCAUGUCUUCUGGGUUUUCUCCACCAGAGGCGAAACACGAAGGACGACACACAGAGAGCUAAGUGAUCUCAUUGGGGUCUUACACGAUAGACCCAGAAACGUGCGAAAUACGCAUUUAAGAUUACGUAUAUACACCUCUGCGCUUAACCAGCUGACAGGGCAACUCAGAUGCCCCACUUGGCUAUUGGACGUUGCUGUUGGGAGUGCCUACACUCCUAAAAACAAGAGUCAGCCAGUCACUGGAUGCUUAAUACACGUUUUUGUGGCCGGUCGCGUUCUCCUUCUCUGUCGCGCUGGUAUUGGGGACAAGAGUCGGGUGCGCAUACGCUCCACGUGACUUCAAAGUACCAGGCCGGAUCAUAACAGUUGCAGUGUUCUGCCUCGAAAUCACCACCUGAUGUCUACAAGGACAUAUAUUUCCCACCUGACAUACCUUUUAUUUCACCUGCACAUAUUUAGAGCCACUCGAGAGACGCGUCAUCAAAAGCUUUGUUGUUAUUUUAGCUCUGCGUCCCUUCUCCUGCGAGAUUUGUGGCAGAAACUUCGCGGAAGUAAGACACUUGAGGAGUCACGUCGAUCAUAUUCACAAAAGUACGCUUCUCUUUUUUUGCUGUUGUUAAGUUGAUUCAGAAAUGCCAUAUUCAUGCUUAUCUUUGAAAGCCCGACAUUUGCGCUGCGUAUUGUUGCACCAAAUGGUUCGCUAAGGCAUUUUUGGUUUGAUUCUAUCAGCUUAAGGUGCAUUGAUUUUCACAUCCCUCACAACAAACGUCAGUUUUAAUUCACCAACUCCUGUGUUACGGAGAUAAGAGUUCUCCCGGACUUGUUGAUGAGCACGUCGAGUUUUGGAUUGACCAAUGUCUAUUAAUUUCGAAAAUGAAUCUCCGGGCACAAGCACGCCGUUCUCCUCGGGAAAGAAGGACUCUAAACGGACGUACCUUAGCACUCCCAGAGAAGACCCUUCGCAGACAAGUGUUUUUCCAUGACGGGGCAAUCGCUUCAGCUACUGCACCGUCAAGAGGAUGAUGUGGGAAUCAAGUAGAGUCCAAGGGGAGACGCAAUCUGUACAACCGCCGUUGAGUUCUUUUGAUCACCAUCACGACGACCUGAGAAGUGGUUGAACUGGUGUAAAACUAGAUGUCCUAAGAGGUCAGCUGAAAUCCUGUAGCGGCCAGCCAUCAUGACAGGUCUGGCGUCAUUGUUAAAGACCUCGCUGCCUCGAGGUCAUCCAGCCCUUACUGCGAGCUGUUCCAGACGUGCUGACCUGAAGCCACUCGACCGACUUUAGCACGGACACAAUUGUGUCCCCACAGAGUCGCAACUGCCCAUGAACCACUUAGACGCGCCACCCCCCUGCAGCCAACACCAUAAGCCACUGGGACACCAACUCCCAGCAAAUGCAGCACACACCUAUUGGAGACCACUUGAGAUUGGCCCACGAACCUAUUAAAGCGGCUGCCACCGAUAGCUCGACGGUCGAGUUCGGCGAUGUCCACCGUGUGCUCCACUGCAAGGUGAGAGCAGGGACGGUGACUUGCGCGUGAAUUAGUUUAUAGUGAUAGUAGACUUGUGCAGCGUCUACCACACUCUUUCCCAUUCCCCAUCUGGACCCAGUGUCAAGACAGAGUCAAGAAGACCGGAGGUGGGGGGAGGGAGGCGCAGGCGGAUCGUACAGUCGAGCCCGCACCUUGGCGUUCCACUCCACACCACCGGGUCCACGCGGCGAAUGACCAGGUUUUUGACCGACAACAACAACAGCAGCACUCCAACAGGGGCCACCACUGUGUCAGGGACUCUCAGCCAUGGCUGGACGCAGUCAACACCAGCCCUAGUUUUGCCAGUGGCCAUUUCGGCCAACAUGGGAUUUGGCUUGAUGAGUACACACUCACCGCCCGGCUGCCACAAUCCACCACAAAAGCCGCCGUAACUAAUUGUCAUCACCUACGACAUGUUGCUGUUAGCGAAAUUCAGUGUCCCGACCGACUUUGUUGAACACUUUCAGAUCAUCUUUGAUAGCAAAGGUUCAGCAGCCUGUUACAAGUCGACCUGCAACUGUAUUAUCGUCUAAUGCUUUAGCCGAUUCACUUUUGAGUGACGAAUUAUCGGUUGCGGGUAUGCUUCUCUUGAAGAUAUACAGGCCUUAAAACAGGGCCUACUGAUUCAUCUGCUUCAGAAGGUUUGGAGUUAACCGCACCCCUCCAGGGGCUUUAAUAGCGCUAUUCCCGGUUAUCCCGAAAGUCAACAAGUCCUCAGUCAUCUUCGGAGACUUUAUGCAUUCAACAUCGCGCUGAAAAUCAUCAAGGACGGUCUUUUCGAUAACUGGACUUUACAUGUAAAACCGAAACUACUGGCACCCUUGACGUGCUCUUCGUCACUCGUCAAGACCCACAGGUUGGCCCUUCCACCAAAUCCGUUUUUUACACAGAGCCCGUCGACACGGUGAGUCGAAGUGAACUCCUUGGGAUAAUCACUCCGUUUGUACGUCAAUAAAGGUUCACGCAAAACCGGAGGCAUUCCAAGAUUUCAUUCAGGACCACUUUGUCAGUAGCGCAUGGGUCCUAGGUGUCUUCACUGUGGUGAUCUGGGUGAGGCCGAGUUGCCGCCGCCACCACCACCAAUACCACAAUCACCAAUACUACCACCACCGACACCACAACUACCACCAUCAACCUCACCACAGGCACCACAAUCACCACCAUCACUACCACCACCAACACCACAACCACCAACACCAAAACCACCACCACCACCAACAUCACAACCACCACCGGCAGUUCGACCGUCGUGCCCUACGACGUCCAUGGCGUGCUCCACAGCAAGGUGAAACAGGCUGAGGAAGAGCGCUGGUGGCGCGGCUGGGCCCGCACCUGGGCGUGCUGCUCCACAGCAGGGGGGGGGGGGCGGCUAGCAUCCCAAUUGCGCCGGCAACUGGGCCUGCCACCGCACCUUGAAUUUUGACGUCUGUUAUGUUGCGCCUUCCGAUAACACCCGCCGGAAUCCAACGUGGCCCCCAUUUUUGUCCAGCGCAUCAACCGCGUGGCCCGUUUGGGAUGGCACCACCACCAACAACAACAGAACAGUUGUCAUAAAUAAAUCGACGUCCGCAGUGGUCCGCUGAAUCCACGGUCGUAACUCAUCUCGACGCUGCUGGAGACAAGUGCUCUUACGUGGACAACACCGUUUUUGGGAUCGCCGAAGUCUGCGGUGGUAUUGCAAUCUAACCAUCCAAGAUUAACUAUAUCCUCGUCAGGCUCCGAGCUUCAGUACGGAACCACCAUCACACCUUCGUCAACAGCAGGCUGAAGAUGUAAAAGACCGUAUUGCUGACUACGCUGAUCUACGGCGACCGAAUGUGGACCGUCCAGCAGUCAUAAGCCGUCUUUUAUGGGACCCUGAGGGUGAAGCGGCACUAAGAAGGUUUGCACAUCUAGAUCCUAGAGUCGCUCCAGAUGCGUAGCAUCGUCAAUAAGGCAAAAGGAAUUCAACCUCAUUGGAAUAACAGCUUCGUCAGCCUGUUAGGUGGAUGUCCUAUUUGCCGACUAUCCUGUGAGCACGUUGCUACCAUGACAAGCAGACGAGGACGGUACGACGGCACCGUUGUCCUCCUGCUGCGGUCGGAGCCCUCGCAUGGAUCAGUAUGAAAGGGUGCUCGACGCAGCAAAUGCGAGGCCUUUGUCCACUCACGCUGUCCCCAACCACCACUCCAACGUGUACAUUUUUGGCGGGGAUAUCCAGCGUCAGUUAGAGCAAAGUACUGGGCCUGUCUGUGUGACUCUGUCGCAAGUCGUAGUACUCGCUGGCGCCUUUCUCUCUUGUCCGGCUGCCGCAUGGUCUGAAUUAAAGUGGGGCAACUGCAGAGACUUUAUAGGCCGGGAGUCCUGCUUCACUCGCCGCCUAGGUCAAGGUAGGUAAAGCUGUUUUUUGUCAGGAUGCUGUUUUGAUGAUCUAAUGCGCGCGCCUAACUGCAUUCCCCGAAGAAUUAGUUUCGGUCUUUUACGAAUUUAUUCACUUUCUGAUUUGUGUUUUAGAGCUGAGAGAGUUUGCGUGUGAGAUUUGCGACAAAACAUUUACACGGAAGUCAAAUUUGAAUAAGCACAUUGACGCCAUCCACAAAGGUGCGUUUCUUUUACUCGGGGACUUUUAAUCUCACUUCUAUCAUGAUUUUGCUUUAAAUACAGUCGCGACUUUCGCUUGACCGGUUUUCUUUUGCUGCUUAUUUUCGAUGAUCAGCUAGUCUUGUUGGAAAACGUAAUUGACUGAGGUCCGGCGCCAUUCCCUUCACCCUCGGCGUAGACAGUGUCCUCCACGCCUAUGCGCCAUAGGUUGUCAUCUUUCUAAUGUAUCUCCCCUUUCAGUAUCAACCUUAUAAAGGCCCGUAUCUCUUGAAUUUACGUAUCCUCACGUCACUCCAUACGCAGGGGUCGGCCCUGCAUUAGUUGGUCCAACGUAAUUGAUGACUGUCCUUAGGACGUAGUGGUGACUUGCGAGUGAAUUGAUUAGUAGUUUGGACGACUUACGCAGCGUUCGCCUCGCCGUUUUCACCCAUCCCCACAGCUUUCUUAUAAAGUGAAAAAGUGAGAGCGGCUGGGAGUGGGCGCGGGUGUGACGACUUGCGAGUUCGAAGAUUCAUCUACACACGCCUUAUACGUGCUGGUCCCGACUUCCUGCGAUAAGGUUCUCGAUGAGAGAAUGCCGGCAAUCAGGAUACUGUGAGAUACCAUAAUGGCCGCAUUUUGAGUGAGCCAUUGCGACACCACUGGGUUUGGAGGAGGAUUAAGUUACUCCGUCAGUCGGCACCCCACGACUAGUAUCUGGUCUCGAUCUCUCUGAAGGAUGUUUAUUGUGUUUAUUUGGAUUAGAGGCUGGUCAAGCGUCGGAUUUAUGUUAAAUUACGAAGUCUGGAUCAAGCGAACCGGCGAUAAAACUGGGCUCCUCAUCGUCGGCUCACCUCUCCGCCUUAUCGCCGCUGUUUCCAGCAGCGUCAGCGUCGGAGCCCUUUUCUGAUUGGAUGCUUUUUAGUUAGCUGGGCUAUUAUUUUACUAGCUGUCGCUUGGCUGAAUAAGUUUCGGGUUGUUUCUUUCUCUAUUUAGGUCUAGUCCCCCCUCCAGCUCUGCGAAAUCAUACUUGCGAGUUUUGUGGCAAGACGUUUACACGGAGCACCCUACUUAAGCUGCAUAUCGACGGUGUGCACAAAAGUACGUGCUUUUUCCCUCCCUAGUGGAUAGCUUUUCUUCAACUUCUACUUCCCCUUGUAAGUGAUUGGACGAUAUUUGCCUGUGCUGGUGACAAUCAUUUUUGCCGGAGUACCCUGUAAUUCAAUUACCGACCACAAGGACUUACGAUGGACGCAAUCGGACCCUGCGGUGAAGUAAACUAGGUGCCGGGUAUGGCUGACUGACUUACUGAUGGCGGUUAAGGCAUCCACAAGUGGCCGCCCAGUCUCUCAUGUCUUGGUCGGUACUUCUUCCACAGUGCAUGGUGGAAGCCUUGUCGUGGAGACUUUAGGAAAUGACUUCCAGACAGUAUUAUUCGUCCAGAUCAAACUGUUAGUCUUGCAGAUCGCAAAUUUGUGGAUUUGGACUAGGCGAGAGGUUGCAGGUGGAACCGACUUGGGUUUUAAUAGACAGGAGUGACUAAGAACUGUUCUGCUCUUAUUUGGCUUCCAGUCGUAAAGGUGCCCGACGCCAAGGCGCCGUAACUCACGGCCUACAGCCGCCUUAUAGCGGAUUGGCAGUCACUAGUUUGUCUAAACCAGCUCCCAAUGUUUGGGCAUUUUUGUGCGGUCCACGCAAAACCCGUCAAACUGAUGACCUUUUUAUUUUCAUUUUAGAACUGAGGCCGUUUCCGUGCGAAGCCUGUGGCAAGGCAUUUAUGUUGAAGGGAAAUCUCAAGAGACAUAUCGACGCACUUCACAAAAGUACGCUCCUUCCCCCUCUCGGUAGUCUGUCGUUUCCAUUCUGUGCCAGUUUUUAAAACUUUUUCAAGCUGCUCAUCUUUAAAUUCAGAGUAGUAGUGCGUUGACUGUCUCAUCGUUUAGGUUCGUUGGCGGCGGCUUGUAGCGUUUGUCAGUUUUUACUUCAAAAUGAUAUGCGCUUGUUGUCCAUGUCCUUGAUGGUGCAUUCAGUUCAGUCUUAUUUAAGUGUUGUGUGGGUGUUUAGUCCUUAAGCUCCCUAUUCGUUACAAGCUGGGGAAGUAUAUGAAAAAGAUGGGAACGUAAGCAUCAAACAGGUACAGAGGAAUUAUCCCUGAACGCUUUUUACUUUUAAUUCCCAGUUAUCUUUUCGUUUAAUGACAGUGCAUAUGCUCUGUUGCCUAUCCGAGAAAAGAACUUUCAUCUUUAGGUAUGUGACCCUCAACCGAACCUAAACCAGAUAUUCAGUCCUCGUAUACUACUUGUACUUUGUACGGCCGUGAUCAUGCCUGAUAUAGUCGGCCUCAAUGAAGUCCCUAACUGUACGUCUCUACGCGGAACAGUCCACGGCAGCAGAUCUGGACAGUUCGACUUCUUCUCUUUGCCAAGAACGGAGACUAAAUAUCGAAGGUCCAGAAACCACUUCCAUGUCUUGUCGAACUGUGUCGAGCCAGGAUUUGUGUUGACCCCCUCUCCGACGCCUCCAGCGGGAUAACGGUGCCGGAUCUAGGGCAAUAAUAGUGAACUCCUGAGAUGGACAACGAAGAGCGUGCUUAAGUCACCUCAGUCGUCUUUCUUGGAUGGUCUUGGUUAUCCGUGCGAAGUUGUCCCAGCCAGUGCGGACUGUUCUGUUUGAUACGAAAUCGGUGUACUUUCCUCGAAGGAUAGUCCUCAAUCCGUGUUGGUCAAAUACCUCCCGUCGUCACUCGUCCUCCACGCGGACAGUCUAGCAUUGACAACCAUAGAAAGGGACAGACCGGACGGGUGAACGGUACACGCGAAUUUUAGUCGUGGUGGCGAUGUUGCUUUGAGUGGCGCCUUUGAAACACCGUUCCUUCACGCAAUCUGCAAUAAACAAGCUAAAGAAACGACUUCAGUAGCGAGUGUGUUGUAGAGAAUGUUGUCCGCGGACAAUAUGAUUUUACUGGUGAACAGCAGUCAGCACUUCUAGGAAAAACGAGGGACCCAAAAUUAUGCAGUAGGUUAAUGGAUGGUUGGCUGUGACUUUACCCCUGCCACUGUCUCAUGGAAGUCAUCGCGCCGUUUAAUGGCAACUUUGUUGGAGUCAGAAUUAAGUUUAAUCACGAGCAAUAAUUCCUCCUUUUGUGACCCCUUAGUGUAGGCUGCUGCAGGGUUCACUAUCGAAUGGGAGGCGUAGCUACUUGCUAUCAUUGCUUUAACUGGCCCAUUUGUUUAACAACGGGACGAUUUCGACGGAAUUAGAUCCAACGACAGUGACUGCAGGGCGUGAUUUCCGGCAACGCCCUAACCACCUGAGUUACGAGGCCACGACGGAGAGCCUUUUCACGUUUGGGCUACUUUGCUCACAGCCAGCCUACUUUAUCGCAUGAAAUUUAGCAAUUGUAAAUCGGGACAUUCGGAGCACAAGAUAUACUUGAGCCAUUCCGUAACUGUUCUGGGUUCGAAUUCCCUCCGAGUUCUUCACAAUUUGGUAUACAGUGUAACUAUCGCAGUCUGCCAAAAUCAUUGAAUAGGGAAGUUUGUGGCACUGUGAUAUUAGCAUGUUUGUACCAGGAAGCGUAAAAUUACCUCUUUCACCGCGAUUUUUUCCUUCCAACCGACCUUCUAGAAUCCUCUGAAGAAUGA
This is a messenger RNA of Spirometra erinaceieuropaei, 16324 nucleotides long. The record is from the annotation of a GenBank genome assembly. NCBI's taxonomy places the organism in Eukaryota, Metazoa, Platyhelminthes, Cestoda, Diphyllobothriidea, Diphyllobothriidae.